Messenger RNA from Rhincodon typus (whale shark), 2196 nucleotides. RefSeq names its product zinc finger protein 665-like. Lineage: Eukaryota; Metazoa; Chordata; Chondrichthyes; Orectolobiformes; Rhincodontidae. Gene Ontology annotation, molecular function: RNA polymerase II transcription regulatory region sequence-specific DNA binding; DNA-binding transcription factor activity, RNA polymerase II-specific. The coding region runs from base 834 to 2123 and encodes 429 amino acids. The transcript is spliced from 4 exons. Gene Ontology annotation, biological process: regulation of transcription by RNA polymerase II. Gene Ontology annotation, cellular component: nucleus. The record is from RefSeq and is a predicted model, not a curated record.
AUGUGGCAAGUUUCACGUGGGUGGGAUGCCAGGAUUUUCACGUGUUCAGGGACGGGAACACCUUUCGUUAUGUGACUGGUUGGUGAUCACAACACUCUCUUGCUAUUGGCAGAAGGCUUCAAACGUCAUGCAGUCAACGCAGCUGCUGCCCCACAUGACCAGUAGGAAGAGCUGGAGGACUGAAGCAUGCUUGACUUCCAGGCAAUCAGCGCUCCCCUAUUUGAGCGCGAACGCAGGACGGUCCAGCAAAACUGCUGCCGCUUCUUUGUCUGAAUGAAGAUUGAGCUUCACCCAGACUGAAACUUCCUCCUUUGUUCAUCGUCUGUGAGCAAACAAUUUUUCCUACUUUCUUUGUUUAAAAUUAUGGUGUGAAAUUAUUUACUUGCAGCGACUGAAAGGAAGGGGAGUCCAGGACAAGAAGUGCUGAUCUCUUAGAUUUGGCUAUUCUGAAUUUCUCGCCGGAUUUCCAAUCUAAUAGUCAUGAAUUUUAUAACUCUUACAUUAUGUUAAAAAGGGAAGAUUUACACAGCAAUCUCAAAACGACCAUCACGUGAAGUCACUAAAAUAGCAGGCACUUGAAUAUCAUUGGCUUGAAACCAUAGAUUCAGAAUAUCUGUCUGCUCCAAAAUAUUUGCAACAUCAGUUUGUCUGGAAAAGUACUGAGACAUACACACCCAGGUGAGAGUUUUCUAGUGAACUGAUAUACCUUCAACCAAUCUCCCAGCCUAAAGAAACAUUGCACUGUUCAUAGUAGGAAGAGACCAUACCUGUGUUUUUGGGUGGACAAGGAUUCAGCUGAUUGUGAAACUUAGAGACACAAAGCCACGCAUGACAUGGAGAAACCAUGGAAAUGUGAGGACUGUGGGAAAGGAUUCCAUUCUCUGUCAAUGUUGGAGUUUCAUCGACGUGGUCACAGCAGGGAGAGGCCGUUGACCUGUUCUGAGUGUGGAGACACAUUCCCUGAUCCAUCUGCUCUGCGGAAACACCAGCAUGCUGCUACUGGAGAGAGGCCAUUCACCUGCUCAGAGUGUGGAAAGAAAUUCCAUGAAUAUUUCACCCUUUUGAGACACCAGCAAGUUCACACAGGGAAGAGGCCAUCCACGUGCUUGGAGUGUGGGAAAGUAUUCACUCAGUUAUCCAAUCUACGUGCGCACCAGCGAAUUCACACUGGGGAGAAGCCAUUUACAUGCUCUGAUUGUGGAAAAGAAUUCACUCAGUCAUCAACUUUGGUGAGACAUCAGCGAAUCCACACAGGAGAGAGGCCAUUCAAAUGCUCCAAGUGUGGGAAGCGGUUCAGAGAUUCAUCUGCACUACAGAAACACCACCUUGUUCAUACUGGGGAGAAGCCGUUCAUCUGUUCUGAAUGUGGGAAAGGAUUCACUCAGUCAUCCAGUCUGUGGAAGCAUAAGAAAGAAUGUGCGCUAGGUGCAGGACACGGUAAAGAAAGAAACAUACAACAGAAAGCUGGAGAUUCGUGCGGCGGGAGCAGUCGGGAAUGUGAGGUUUGGCUUAUAAAAUCUGGCCUGGUGAUUCGAGCAGUAGGAGAGGAUUUUGAUCGUUGUAAGAAAAGCACUGUUGUCACUGUAAAGAAACACAGUCUGUGGGGAAGAGUCUGUGAAGAUUCAUCUGAAAUGUCCGAACACCAGCACACGCAUGCUGGGGAGAGACUUUGGAAAUGUGGGGAUUGUGGGAAAGAAUUUCUUUACCCAUCUCGGCUAGAAACUCACCAACGCAGUCACACUGGGGAGAAGCCAUUCACCUGCUCUGCUUGUGGGAAGGGCUUCAAUUGGUCAUCUGACCUACUCAGACAUCAGCGAUCUCACACUGGAGAGAAACCAUUCAACUGCUCGGAAUGUGAGAAGGAAUUCAUUCAGUCAUCUGACCUGCUGAGACACAAGCAAAUUCACACAGGGGAGAGACCAUUCCCCUGUUCUGAAUGUGGGAAAGCAUUCACUUGCUCGUCUAAACUACUGAGACACCAGCAAGUUCACAUUGGAGAGAGACCGUUCACUUGCUCCAUGUGUGGGAAGCGAUUCACUCAGUCAUCCAAACUGUUAACACAUCAGCAAAUUCACAAAGAGCAACAGUUGAAGGAUUUUGCUAGGACUCGCACCAAGGAAUGAACUGUGGUCUUUGGGCCAUUUGUACCGAUUUUUAUUAAUCCCUGCUCAAUUAAAGUUGAUGUUGUUGAUAAAA